Ctenopharyngodon idella (grass carp) is the source of this 3429-nucleotide messenger RNA. It is a transcript of the gene mrasa, whose product is annotated as muscle RAS oncogene homolog a. The transcript is spliced from 7 exons. The coding region runs from base 291 to 917 and encodes 208 amino acids. Gene Ontology annotation, biological process: signal transduction. Gene Ontology annotation, molecular function: GTP binding; GTPase activity; GDP binding. Gene Ontology annotation, cellular component: plasma membrane. Lineage: Eukaryota; Metazoa; Chordata; Actinopteri; Cypriniformes; Xenocyprididae. The record is from RefSeq and is a predicted model, not a curated record.
CAUGUUUUGAAGAAGACGGCGUUUUAGGAAAAGAUCUGGGUAUAUAUUCACGGCUGUUUGUAUAAGAUGUCUAAUGCUUCUAGUCAGAUAAAACAGUGAAUGAAUGCUCCAUAAGAGUUGGCAAAACAAACGCAUCCACCCCAUCGAAACCAUGCUAUUUAUAGCAUCAGCAGUUGCGAUGUGAAGUUUGUUACACAGAAAUUUCAUAAGGGCGGAGGGAUGUCGAGGAGGAGUCGGGAUAUUUGCACACUUGGUAAAUCAACCAAACCAGCAUUGGUGUAGCUGUUAUCAUGGCAACUAGCGCGGUCCCUAGCGACAACCUCCCGACGUACAAAUUGGUGGUUGUUGGAGACGGAGGCGUGGGAAAGAGUGCUCUUACCAUCCAGUUUUUCCAAAAGAUUUUUGUGCCAGAUUACGAUCCUACUAUUGAAGACUCCUACUUAAAACACACAGAGAUCGAUGGCCAGUGGGCUAUUUUGGAUGUUUUAGACACAGCCGGUCAAGAGGAAUUUAGCGCCAUGCGAGAGCAGUACAUGAGGACUGGUGACGGAUUCCUAAUUGUGUUCUCUGUGACGGACAAGGCCAGCUUUGAACAUAUCGACCGGUUUCACCAGCUCAUCCUACGUGUGAAAGACCGAGAGUCUUUCCCCAUGGUUUUAGUGGCUAACAAAGUAGACCUGGUGCAUCUGAGGAAAGUGACAAAUGAACAGGGCUGUGAGAUGGCCGCCAAACACAGCAUUACUUACAUUGAAACAAGUGCCAAGGAUCCCCCAAUGAAUGUGGACAGAGCUUUUCAUGAACUAGUCAGAGUUAUCAGACAGCAAGUUCCAGAGCGUAGUCUGAAAAACAAGAAAAAGACGAAGUGGCGUGGAGACAGAGCCAUGAGUUCUCACAAGCUUCACUGUGUGAUACUGUGAUAUUGUCUCUCUUCUGUUGGAAUCAUCAGUGUUUGGCAAAAUAAAAUGCCAGACAGGACUGACUAGAGAUCUGCACUAAUCAGAGGACCACAGACUUUAUCAAAAGAACUGGCAUGAAGCCAUACUAUCUCUUCCUGUCUCAGGGAAGCAUAUUAGGUGAGUGAAGGAAUCACUGCCUCCAGACCAAGGAGGAACAAUCAGUUCAACGUGUCCUAAUUGAAGCACUGCCUGAAACAACAAAAAUCAGAACAUGUUUGAUGUUUAAUAUACUAUAUGAAGCUAAAUUUAGUCCAUUUAAAUUACGCUGUGGGUGGAGCUACCCAGAAAGAUGCAUCCAAACCGAAACCAUGCACCGCAGUCAUUCACGCACUUACAUCAAAAUUGUCUGCAGCUUCCAAACACUCAAAUAAUUAUGUGGAUGAUUGUUUUGUAGAGCUGUCAAAACAUUUUGUUUGCAGUAGUUACCACAAUAUGAAGGGAUAUUGUUGUUUAACUUUCAAGAACUAAAAUCUUACCUUGCCUUACAAAUGCAUAUUUAUUUGCAAAGGAAUAUGUAGUUAUAGUCUUCUUUAAGGAAACUUUUAGUGUCAUAGAUUGUUAGAUGCGUCUUUAAUAUGGCCUUAACUGUAAAGCACAAAAAGUCGAUUGAUGGGCCCAUUGCACUAGAAGACAAAUGCAAGUCUUUUUGCACUUUCAGUAUUUACUCAUGGGCUUUUACUGUUUAACAUGCUUGGGAUGUUUUUGUUGCACACUUAACAAGUGCUCUAAGCCUUUUUUUAUUUAUUUUAUUUUUUUAUAUAAUACCACACAGAAAAAUCCCUAAUAAACAGAUCCCACUGAAAUAGGUCCUGAGAAAUCACACGUCCCUGUGACAGCUAUGUAAACAGUAUAAAAAAAGAGUCAAAAACACUCUAUGCUUUGAAUCAUUUGCACUUUUGGAUUCACUGACAUUCGUUGGCAGAGAGGGGUGUGUUGACAGAGAGAUGUGAUUAAAGUUAGCAGAAUAGUUGAAUGAAUUUAAUGAAGCAGCACUGUAUAGCUGUUUUCCACACUGAUAAUAAUAAGAAGAAAUGUUUCUUAAGCACCAAAUCAGCAGAUCAGAAUGAUUUCUGAAGGAUCAUGUGACACUGAAGACUGGAAUAAUAUGAUGCUGAAAAUUCAGCUUUGCCAUCAUAGGAAUACAUUAUAUUUUAAAAUAUAUUAAAAUAGAAAACGUUGUUUUAAACUGUAAUAAUAUUGCUGUUUUUACUGUAUUUUUUUAUCAAAUAUAUGCAGCCUUGGUGAGACUUCUUUCAAAACCAUUAAAAAAAAUGUGAACGGUGUGUACCUUUAAUUUUGCAUACGGUGUCACUGAAUAAUGAUUCUGCUGGAUAAAUGGGUUAGAUUUUAUGCUUAAUCAACCUUCAGUAUUCAACAGUUUGCAAAACCUCCUGUGCCUCAGUUUUCUCUACUUUGGACCAAUUAAUGUGCCUGUGCCAGUGUGAUAAAUAAUCAGUUUCUGAUCAUUCUAACUGUUUCCAAAGCACAGGCCUGAUAAAUGAUAUAUGUUGUAAUGUUCAAUUCAGCUUUGCUCUGCCCACUCAUUUUUAUAUUGACACAUAAGUAAAUCAGUAAGGCACAAUAUCAGACCUUGCUGUGAACUGUUGGAUUGGGAGUUUUUGGUUUAUUUCGUUACUGUUUGGACACAUCAAGUCUAAUAAGCUAGAGAGAUCAAAAUAUCCAGAAGCUCUGUUAGAAUUAGUUUAACAUUGACAGGAGACAUUGGUUUAGAUUGACAGUAGGAGAUGAAUUUCCACAGGUGAAUAGAUGCCUUACAGUUACUCUUUAGUGUGAUUUAUGUAAGGUUUAAUUAAAAGUAAAAUCACAGUAAUCUGGCAGUACAUUCCAUUUUGAUUCCCUACAAAUAUUGUUACGUAUUUUUGUUUUUUUAAAACACUUCAUAAUUAGAACACUGCUAUCAGUGAUGUCAUAAACUGGUGUAUUAACUCGUACAUUAGAUCAGAGUUCGUACCAAUCCAAUCCCAUGUUAUUGUAUGACAUGAUAGAUCCAGACAAGGUUUGCCAAGCAUUAAUCAUUGUCUGCAUGCAAACGAUGAAGUGAGUUGUUUUGCAUCCAGAGGUCAUCGUGUGUCUAAUGGGUUUUUCAUUCUGUGAUUAAAUUUGUUUUUUAUUUGUGAAUGAAUGGAAAGAUUGUUUGUUGCAUUAGUUGUCACUUGUUUUACAAUUCUAAUGUUUAUUUAAUAAGUUGUCAUCUCUAAACGUCUCAAGCAUAAAGAACAGAACCAACAUUUGUUCAAUCAGAGAAGCAUGUCGGGUUUGAUAUUGCUGUGCAACAAAUGCUUUGUUUGCUCUUUUUUUUUUUUCUCACUCAGAUAAGAUUGAAAGUGUUUCGAUGUCAUUAUGAAAAAGCUGCUCAACAGAAAAUUACAUUUCAGUUUGCCUUGGGUGAGAAAGUAAACCAAUUAUGAUGGAUUGUUAGUGAUGUGUUUUUAAAUAAAUAAUUCUUUAUACA